Messenger RNA from Sphaerulina musiva SO2202, 1628 nucleotides. RefSeq names its product FAD/NAD(P)-binding domain-containing protein. The record is from RefSeq and is a predicted model, not a curated record. The transcript has 6 exons. Gene Ontology annotation, biological process: secondary metabolite biosynthetic process. The coding region runs from base 1 to 1383 and encodes 460 amino acids. Gene Ontology annotation, molecular function: FAD binding. Lineage: Eukaryota; Fungi; Ascomycota; Dothideomycetes; Mycosphaerellales; Mycosphaerellaceae.
AUGGCCGACCCUCCAUCAUCACCAACAUCAACAACAUCAGAACCUCUCCCCAUCGCCAUCAUCGGGGCCGGAAUCGCCGGUCUCGCACUCGCUAUCGGUUUGCAUAAUAAUAAGCAUCAUCCUUUUAUACUCUAUGAAGAAGCGUCUGAGUUUUCUGCUGUUGGUGCAGGAAUAGGCUUCGGUCCCAAUGGAAUUCUCGCAAUGGAUUUCCUCGAAGCAGGAUUUCGUGCAAAAUAUGAGAGCGUGUGUGUCGGGAAUUUGGCAGCAGAGGAUGAAGAUGUUUUUUUCGAGGGCUUGUUGUGUAAGGAAGGGUUGGGUAUGAAUGAGAGCUGGUAUGGGCGUUCGUCGUGGGGAGCAUCAGGAUAUCAAAGAAAGUCUGCUCAUCGACGAGAAGUCUUGGAUAUUCUGACGAGCUUCAUUCCUCGGGAUCGUGUACAAUUCAACAAGCGUCUUACGGAUAUGGAGCAGCGAGAGGAUCAUGUGGUUCUCUAUUUUGCAGACGGAACAGUGGCUCAAGCCGCGCUUGUAGUCGGAGCGGACGGCAUACAAAGUAUUGUGAGAGAGCAUGUCCUUCGAUCGAUCGACCCGGAGGGAAUUGCUCCAAGAUAUGCCAACUCGUAUGCAUAUCGCGCUGUCAUUCCUAUGGCUGACGCAAGAGAGAUUCUUGGCGACAGACUGACUGAUACCGCCAAAAUGUACUUGGGAAAGGAUCGCCUGGUGGUGACCUAUCGUGUCAGUGGAGGUGCAGAGUUCAACUUCUUGCACUGUGUUUGCGAGCCGAACAGCCAGUGGCCUUCACCGGAUCGAGUGACCCAGAAGGUGACCAGCGAGGAGAUGCGCGCAGAUUUUGCAGAUCGCGGUAUCGAUUCUCGACUACUUCGGCUCCUUGAAAAAGCGCCACCGACACGAUGGGGCCUCUUCCACCAUAUCGAGACAGCGACAUAUUAUCGGGAUCGUGUGGUACUUGUAGGCGACAGCGCACAUGCCUCGCUUCCGUAUCAAGCUGCUGGAGCCGGUCAAGGCGUAGAGGACGCUUUGAUACUGAGCAGUGCACUGGGCGCGAUGGACUGCUCAAAGAAGCCUUUACCCGACCAACUGCGGAAAGCUAUGCGUGUUUACGAUGAAAUUCGACGUCCUCGUGCGCAGCGCCAGGCUGAACAGAGUCUAGAAGCAGGCCUUUUGCUCAGUUUCCAGGACCCGAGGGCUGGAUCUGAUAUGGAGAAGAUUUUGCCGAGAAUGCAGAAUGGUCGAUUUGAUUGGUUGUGGUUUCAUGAUCUUCGCGAUGAUGUUCGGCGUGUGCAUGAGUUGAUGGCUCGGGAUUGGACCGCUUCACAUGCAGAAACUGGAAUUCUGCAGCAAUGGUGGAUGUGGACUCAGCCAUAGCACCCUAGAAUCAUGUCGUCUCACCCUCCACCCGAGUUUUCCCUCUCAUAGUAGACCCAGCUGGAGUUAUACGAUGGAGGGCCAGGAAGAAUGUUUGUUGCUAGUCCUUCCAAAUGGACUUUCGGCAUAGGAAGCAGAGCAAAGGGCCUAGUCGAGAUGUCGCUGAUGAGUUUUGGUCCCUACCACUAUCGCAAACACCAAGUAUCCGGAGGCAGAGACAGCAUGAGGCGGCAAUUUUCAUUUUU